Drosophila virilis is the source of this 1242-nucleotide messenger RNA. Its product is annotated as cathepsin D. Lineage: Eukaryota; Metazoa; Arthropoda; Insecta; Diptera; Drosophilidae. The record is from RefSeq and is a predicted model, not a curated record. Gene Ontology annotation, biological process: proteolysis. Gene Ontology annotation, molecular function: aspartic-type endopeptidase activity.
CCCAGUAAGCUCAGUUCUCUGUUAAGCUGCAACCGAGAUGCCGCAAACGUGGUUACUAGUUCUUUGCGAACUUUUGAUAUUCUUAUAUACAUUCGCCAAGGCGCGUAUGCUCCGAGUUCCAUUGGAGGUUCAGAGAAAGCCGGCAAGUCAGUUGUCCCAAAGUUUUCUUGCUACCCAGUCGCUGCAGCUGAUGCUAGACAAUAGGGACAAUGUGGAGUAUUAUGGGCGCAUUGCCAUGGGUACGCCGCCACAAUUGUUCAGGGUAAUUUUUGAUACAGGCUCGGCCAACACGUGGCUGCCCUCCAGCAACUGCCCAGAUAGCAAUAUAGCCUGUCAGCAGCACAGCCGGUAUAAGGCACACAAGUCGAAGAGCUAUGUGAAAAAUGGUCGCAACUUCUCGCUGGCCUAUGGCAAUGGCCAUGUAAGCGGCUACCUGUCGCAGGACACGUUACGAAUAGCUGAUGUAGUUGUGCCCGACCUGAUCUUUGGAGAGACCUUGUCGCAUCAUCAGGCUACCUUCAUCCCAACGAGCUUUGACGGCAUUGUUGGACUGGGUUUCAGACAAAUAGCCUGGAAAAACUCGACUCCAUUCCUGGAGCUGUUCUGCCAGCAGCAUCUGGUCAAGCGAUGCCUGUUCUCCGUCUAUCUACGACGCAUGGCCGGCGAGCUGUAUGGCGGUGAGAUCACAUUUGGGGGCAUUGAUCACUCCCGCUACAAGGGCGCACUGGACUAUGUGCCACUGUCCAAGGUAGGUUACUGGCAGUUUGUGAUGUCCGGCGUUUCUGUGGGCAACAAGAAAAUCGAUGGCAGAGUCAACGCAAUUCUGGACACAGGCACAUCACUGGUGCUAAUGCCGCGCCGCAUCUUCGAGCAGUUACAACAGGCCAUUGGGGCUACGAUUAAGAACAAAACCUAUAUCGUUAGCUGCCAUUGGGACUAUCUGCAAGAUGUUCAGUUCCACAUUGGAGACAGGAAGUAUGCACUUACUGCAGCAGAUUAUGUGGUUAGUCUAGAAACGGCAAACGAAACGAUCUGUGCGAGUGGCUUUGUGCCAAUUGAGUCCGACUUUUGGGUGCUGGGCGAUAUAUUCCUGACGCGCGUCUAUAGUGUUUACGAUGUGGAAGCCGAACGCAUUGGAUUUGCCGAAGCAGUCCAAGAUGAGGACUAGCCAAAAACGUGAUCAUAACGUAUUAUAAUAGAAGAAUUAUUGUAUGAUUGCUUAAUAGAAUAUUUAUAAUUUAA